UGUUGUGACCGCCCACACGGGCGCCGCCCCUCAGCGCCCUCAGGCCCGUGCGGGUCAUGGCGCGCCGCGAGCCGGGGCUGGUGGAGCCCGCCUGCAACUUCAUCGCGCGGGACAACUACUGGAAAAAAUGCGUCGAAAAGGAAGGAGAUGCUGCAAAAAGAUGGUCUGACAAAUGGGGGUUCUUGAAAACACCUCUCGAGGAGUUGAUAGGAGAUGAAAAAAAGGAUGCAAAGCCCAAGAUAGAGCUUCCAGAACACAUGCGGAUUCGCCCUGUGACACCUGUGGAAAAAUACAUUAAGGUGCUUCCAUCCCCUCCAGUGCCUAAAACCACGCAGGGAUUCAUUGGCUGGAGAUCAGCUGUCCCAGGGCUGGAGCUCGAGAUCGAUCACCAGAUCCGGAGCUGCAAAGGAGCCCUCGGCAGGAGCCUCAACUGACCACGUGAGCCCUCACUGACAUGAUGGAAUAAAGAUUAGGCACUCAGAUCCAUUUGCAGUCCUAGGAAAACUCCUCCAGUGGACCCUUGGACUGUUGAAUAUUUAUGCUUUACAAGUGAUUUACGUAAACAUCCACAAUCAUUUUGGUAAAUGUAUUCUCAUGUAGCAUUUUGCUUGGUAGCGAUUAUUUGAAAUCUGUGGCAUCCAAGCUGUUAACUCUGCUUCAGGUUUACUUCAAAAUAACAAUGAAUACAUUCAGAUAAAGAUCUCAUUAAUAAGACUACAAUUUAAACAUAUUUAUUGCAAGUUGGAAUGACAGAGCAAAUUUUUAUCAUUGUUUCUCCAUGAGAUCCUCCACUCAUACUCAGUUUCACAGCAGCUUCUUCAGACAUAAAUACAGACUGCCAUGCUCCUGACAGUCCAACUGCACUGCUCAUUCCCAGUUCAUCACUUACCAGUGCUGGAAUCUGUGUUUAGAACUAAUUUUCAGUGAGCACUGACCUGGCCCACUGUUGAGUUCUCAGGUGCCUGUGCUGGCACAAAACCAUCUCUCCUGUACAGAGAGGAUGAGAAGAUGCAGAGGAGGGUGUCAGGCAUGACUCGGCUCAGGCUGCCAUGGGACUGCAUCCUUGCAUUUGGAGAGAAGCUUUCCUCAUUAAAACCCAACACACAGCAAACAAACAAAAAACACCUGCAGAAAAAACCCAAAUUAUUAGGCUUCAUCACAGUGUGUCCACUGGAGCUUGAAAAAAGCAGGCAAACCAUAAGUAUAGUCAUAUCAUUAUCAUAAAAUACACUGAGGUUUGUGUUGCGUGUUCUUUGCGGGUAUUUUGUGUAGUUACACACAUUGAGUGGUUCCCAAGUACACAAAUAAAGCGUGCAAGGGCCACAGUGACACGAAAUCACUUUGAAAAAUCAGCUUUGGUAUCAAAACGUUUUUUUUUAUUUAGUUGAUCAGAAUGGAGAUGGGUCACAAGGCAUUUAUGUCACUGCAGUUUUGUGGGUGCCAGUAUUUGUCCCAACCAGGACACAUCAAAUAGUCCGAAACAGCAGUGGAUUGCACUGGGAGUUACUGGUGUAGCUGCCCCUCGUUGUGGAGUUCAGUCCUGCACUUCAUCCCCUGCAGAUUUGCCAGGAUUUUUGGAAACUCGAGGGAGACUCAGUUAGUUGCAGCAGGAUAUAAUUCUAAUUGGCCAACAUGUUUAAACUAGAAGGUUGCUUAAACAAAAAGGAGCCUGCAAGAAGUCAACACAGGCAGCUCCUUCUAACUCCUUAUUGCUUCAAGAGGAAAGACUUUGCUUUUUAAUCCUGCUGCAGGAUCUCCCUUGUGCUCUAUCAGUAUCUACCUCUUGAGUCAGCACUAAGUGCUUGGCUUUCUUAGCAGUAAGUCAGCAGCCAGUGUUUGUUCUUCCCUUCUUCCCAAGAAAUGACUCACAAUGAUCAACAGCCCACCUUUUUUUCUUUUUUUUUAAUCCAGUUCCAAAUGCCCACAAAAUAAUAAUAAUUUACUUUUUCCAUAUUCUUUACAAAUAAUGGAGAAGUGAUUCAUAUCCUUUGGAAGGAUUACCCAAGAAUGAGAACACAUAGCAGGAGUAACUUCAGACACAUUACUUAAAAACCAGAAUAAAGAAUAACUUGGAACCAGACUCUGGAAACUGAAGCUAAAUUGCAGUUUAGCUACUAACUAUAACCUGGGUAAGCUGCUCUUUGAACAGCCAAGAUUAUUGUAAGAACAGUACUUUAAAUCAAUGUGCUUUCUUGUCAUUGCCAGGUUUGUAUCUUGUACUUAUUUUAAUCAUGUGGUUCUUCAGUUUAUUUUAAGGUCAUAAGAUCCUCUAAUUGUCGAUUUAUAUAAACAGGUAUAAUAAUGAUUGAUGUGUAAUUUAGUAGCAACAAAAUGACAUUAAUUCAGGCCAAAUGAAAGGGGAACUCCAAGACCACUGGUUUUCAAAGAGUUGUAUUAACCACAGCUGGCACCUGAUACCCAGUGGAUGUUUGUGUGAAGUGAAAGCCAAACCCAGAUGAACUGUGGUUUGAUUUUGAAAACCAAAAUAAAGUCUUUGUCCAGCAUCUA
This is a messenger RNA of Myiozetetes cayanensis, 2508 nucleotides long. It is a transcript of the gene CIMIP1, whose product is annotated as chromosome unknown C20orf85 homolog. The transcript has 4 exons. NCBI's taxonomy places the organism in Eukaryota, Metazoa, Chordata, Aves, Passeriformes, Tyrannidae. Bases 57 to 434 code for a protein of 125 amino acids. The record is from RefSeq and is a predicted model, not a curated record.